AUGUUUUUGGCAUACAUCCUGUUGGCUCUUGUCAUUACAGCUGCAGCAGCUCCGAAUACAGGGCGAGAGACUUCAAAUGAAAAAAGACAAGGGCCACCCAAAUUGGUAUGUGUGAAAGAACCUUUUCAGGGAUUCAGUUCACAAAACAGCAUUACCCCAACAAAAGACCCGGGAAAUAAUGCUAUCACAGUACCUAAGAUCAAACAAAUUGAUUGUGCAUUAGUUUGCUGUGGUUCUCUUCGAUUUGUUUCUUUUCUGUUGGAAAAUUUGAAAACCUACAGCGAUUUCUUCGGGUCCUGGUAA
Haemonchus placei is the source of this 303-nucleotide messenger RNA. NCBI's taxonomy places the organism in Eukaryota, Metazoa, Nematoda, Chromadorea, Rhabditida, Trichostrongylidae. The record is from the annotation of a GenBank genome assembly.